Molecule: messenger RNA, 321 nt
Organism: Melozone crissalis (California towhee)
Lineage: Eukaryota; Metazoa; Chordata; Aves; Passeriformes; Passerellidae
Product: endoglucanase-like
Source: RefSeq, a predicted model, not a curated record
AUGGCGGUGACAAUGGCCGUGACAAUGGCGGUGACAAUGGUGACACUGACGACCCCAAAUCCCACAGAGACCCCAGAGACUCCAAAUCCUACAGACACCCCAAAUCCUAUUGAGAUCCCCCCAGGAGAGACCCCAAAUUCCACAGAGACCCCAAAUCCCACAGAGACCCCAAAUCCCACCGAGACCCCGAAUCCUACAGAGAUCCCACAGAGAGACAGACCUUCCCCAGAGACCCCAACGCCUACAGAGACCCCAAAUCCCCCCGAGACCCCAAAUCCUACAGAGAUCCCAGAGACCCCAAAUCCCACAGAUACUCCAUAG